AUGGCUGACAGCUUCCAAUCACUAUCAAGCGCAUCUGAUGGGGAACUAGAUGGUGUUCAGUCUGAAUUUGAGAACUUGGAACCUGGUAUGGCUGAGAAUGUCAAUACAACAUCUGCAGAUGAUGAUGGCAGAGUGUUUGUCUUAGGAAAAAAGGUUGUUGUGGCAAAGAAAGGGAAAGGGAAAAGGAAGGGCAAAGAUAGUGGAAAAGGAAUUGAAGGUUCUGAAAAACAGAAGCGUAAAAGAGCGCCUAACAAGAAAUCAGUUGAAGAAGCUAAACUUGGUGGCCCGGUGCAUUACAGGUGGAUGUACCCUCUAGAGAGAUCAUUUGUUUGGCUAAGGUCACUUGUGCGCAAUAGAGCUUAUCCUGAAGGUUCUAUUGCUGAAGGAUAUACUGUUGAAGAAUGCUUGACCUUUUGUUCAAGAUUUCUAGAAGGAACCACACGUUUCACAAGAACAUCUAGGAACCCUGAUCCUUCAGAUAAUACAAAGGGCAUGUACAUGUUUGAUAGUGUUGGUGAGCGAAUUGGAAAGGCUGUCACUAUAGGCCAGUUGGACGAUCAGCUUCUAGUUCAAGCACAUAGAUAUGUCUUGCGACACUCUGAUGAUCUUGAUGAUCUUCGUAGAGAAUUUCUGGACCAAGAGAAGAGGAAACCGGGUAACUUAAAUUUGACGGAUGAUGACAAUGAGGAAUUGAUUAGUAGACACUUUGCUGACUGGUUGGAACAAAAGGUUAUACUAGAUGAUGGACUGGAUAUCACAGAAAAGAUAAGAGCAUUAGCCGCAAAACCAAGCAAAUGCGGGGUGCGCUAUAGUGGCUAUAUAAUUAAUGGUUUCAGGUUUCAUACUAUCAGUCGCGAGACAGGACACGUGACACAAAAUAGUGGUGUCGUGAACCUUGCUGAAAAUGGCGUGUCCUAUUAUGGUCGGUUAUCUGACAUCUUCAAAUUUUCAUACAAAGAUUACAAGGUGGUCUUCUUUAAAUGUGAUUGGUAUGAUGUUCAUCACAAAGCUGGUAUUAUAAGAGAUGAGUUUGGAUUCACUCAUGUGAACUUCUCCCAAAAAAUACAUACAGGGGAGAAGUUAGAGGAUGAACCUUUUGUAUUUUCUUCCCAAGUGGACCAGGUCUUCUAUAUCCAAAAUCCGAGAAGUGAGAAUUGGAAUACCAUGGUGAAAUUCAAACCUCGUGAUAUUUUUGACAUGGGUGAUGAAACAGAGUAG
Molecule: messenger RNA, 1218 nt
Organism: Triticum urartu
Lineage: Eukaryota; Viridiplantae; Streptophyta; Magnoliopsida; Poales; Poaceae
Source: RefSeq, a predicted model, not a curated record